AUGAGGUUUGUAAGGUUUAAUAGUACCUGUACUAAAUUCCUACCAUUGAUAGAAAAUUAUAAAACUCUUCGUCAUAUUCAUUUCCCCGGUAUUACACCAUUUAAUAAAGGUCAACAAAUUCAAUCUGCUAUAGUUAAUGCAAAUUUAGAUUUUAAGAAACUUGAAGCAAAGAUUAUUCGUCAACAAAAGGAAAUCCAAACUCUGGGCUAUUCUUUGCUGGAUUAUGAAGAUGAACUUAUAAAUAAAGUUCUUAAAAUGAAACCUUUCCCAACUUUAUUAACUUUUGAAUUUGAAAAUGUUUAUACUGGUGGAAAGAAGUUAAAACAAGAUCCAAAACUUGAAGAAAAAAUUGCUGGAUUUGAAGCAUUGGGUUGUAAAUAUCAUCAACUUGAAAGAGGUGGACAAACAACUUGGCAUGGUUCAGGUCAAUUAGUAGCCUAUUUGAUUUUAGAUCUUAAAAAAUUUCAAGAUUUAACUGUGAAAUGUUUUGUUGAUUCUGUUUUACUUCGAGCUAUUCAAGUAACCUUAGAUAAAAACUUUGGAUUAAAAGGUUUAUUAAAUGAAAAUCCAGGUAUCUGGAUGGCUCCUAAUGAUCUUAAAAUUGCUUCAGUUGGUUGUAACAUUCAACGUGCCAUUACUUCUUAUGGAAUUUCUUUGAAUGUCAAUCCAGAUUUGAAAUUCUUAAAUACUUAUACAAUGUGUGGUCUUCCAGGUACUCGUGCUACUUCUAUUAAAGAAAUGGCUCCUGGGUUUGAUCCUACUGUAAAAGAGGUAUCUUUUGAAUAUGCCAAAGAAAUCGCUAGAAGAUUGAAUAUUGAUACUGUUGAGCAUAUGAGUGGUGAAGAAAUGGAGGUGUAA
[Candida] anglica is the source of this 858-nucleotide messenger RNA. NCBI's taxonomy places the organism in Eukaryota, Fungi, Ascomycota, Pichiomycetes, Serinales, Debaryomycetaceae. The record is from the annotation of a GenBank genome assembly.